Molecule: messenger RNA, 999 nt
Organism: Didymodactylos carnosus
Lineage: Eukaryota; Metazoa; Rotifera; Eurotatoria; Philodinida; Philodinidae
Source: the annotation of a GenBank genome assembly
AUGGAUGGGGAUCCAAAAUGUUUGAAACGAGCUCAAACAAUAACCAGUACAUCAUGUUCACCAUACGUUUACAAUACAAAUACAAAUGCAGCAAUCACAUAUUCUGGCGGCGGAUUGUCAUCUCCAUACGGUGUAGCUGUGGAUAGUGCUAAUAAUCUCUAUAUUGCGGAUUCUGUAAGUGUUCGAAAAUAUGCGUGGAAUACUUAUAACUAUUCAAGUGGAGGAAUUAUUGUGGCACCUUCGUCCACAACACAAGGAUCAACUGGCACUCAAUUUGGCUCGGUGUUAGCUAUCUGCACAGAUUCUGAUAGUAAUUUAUAUAUUAGUGACAUAAAUGGUUAUUCUAAUGGUUAUAGUAAUUAUCGCAUCCAGAAAUGGGAUAACGGAGCAGUAUGGGGUCCUACAGUGGCAGGAGGAAACUCGCAGGGACCAGCCCUAAAUCAAAUAAGUACUUCAUUUGGCAUUUAUGUUGAUUGGAAUUAUAAUCUCUAUGCAUCAGACAAUAACUAUCAUCGAGUAACCAAAUGGGCUCCAUACUCGACAAUUGGAAUUCUUGUGGCUGGUAAUAAUGGAAGCGGUAGCAAUGCAACACAAUUGAACUCGCCACGAGGUGUGUUUGUCGAUCAAAUGGGAAAUGUCUAUGAUGUUGAUACGGGAAAUCAUCGUGUUCAAAAAUGGAACGUUGGCGCAACGUUUGGUGUCACAGUCGCAGGUGGAAACGGACAGGGACAAUGUGCUACACAAUUAAAUAACCCAACAGCAAUUUAUCUUCGUACAGAUGGUGUUCUAUUCGUAUUGGACGCAGGGAAUCAACGCAUUGUACAAUGGUCUCCAAAUGCAGCUUAUGGUGUUACUGUUUUCGAUGGAUCUAAUGGUGUUUUUAGCGUGUAUACAUAUGCAAUGACCAUGGAUUUAACAGGCAAUUUAUAUGUUGCUGAUGCGCAUCGUUGGCAGGUUAAAAAAAUUGAAAUUAUUUCCACUGGUGCAUGUGGUAAGUAG